ACCCACCCCACCCACCUAUCUAUCACCGCCUCCACUUUCUGAAAGGCUCAAACUUUCCACAGCCACCAUUCUUUUCAUUUCUUCUUCUUCUUCUCAAUACCUCACUCCCACCACUUUCUCUCUCCCUCUCUCUCUCUCUCUCGAAAUCAAUCAAUCAGUGAAUCAAUUAAUCAGUUGCUGCAUUACACGGAAAUCAUUGAAGCUGGCGAUUGAUAAUCAAGAACCCGCGGUUCGUGAGAUCAAGCCCAACAGCAGCCGACGAAUCAUGGGAGGCGACGAGGAGGAGGAGCGGCGGUGGCCGCCGUGGCUGCGGCCGCUGCUGAAGGAACAGUUCUUCGUGCAGUGCAAAUUCCACGCAGACUCCCACAAGAGCGAGUGCAAUAUGUACUGCCUCGACUGCACCAAUGGCCCUCUCUGCUCCCUCUGCUUGUCCGCCCACAAAGACCACCGCGCCAUUCAGAUACGGAGGUCGUCGUACCACGACGUGAUCAGGGUGUCGGAAAUCCAGAAGUUUCUGGACAUCAGCUCGGUGCAGACGUACAUAAUCAACAGCGCCAAGGUUGUCUUCUUGAACGAGCGGCCGCAGCCCCGCCCCGGCAAGGGCGUGACCAACACGUGCCAAGUUUGCGAUCGCAGCCUCCUCGAUUCCUUCAAGUACUGCUCCCUCGGCUGCAAGAUUGUCGGGACAUCCAAGAAUUUCCAGAAGAGCAGCGGCAAGAAGAAUCAUCACUCGCCGGAGAAGAAGAGGCCGGCGGCGGCGGCCGCAAUGGUGGAUUCCGACGACUCUUACAGCAGCAGCACCGGAAACAAAGCGCCGCCGAGCUUCUCCCCGUCGACUCCACCUCGCACCGCCGCCGCCGCCGCCGUCGCGAAAAGAAGAAAGGGAAUUCCUCAUCGAGCCCCCAUGGGAGGAAUCGCCUUGGAAAUAUACAACUAGAAGAAGAAGAAGAAAAGAAAAGGAUAAUGGCAGGGCGACAUUGUACAUAGAAGCAGGAAUGGAAUGGAGAAUACAAGAAAUAAGACAUCGAAAACGUAGAAGAAGAAUCAAGAAUGUAAUAGUUACAAAUGAAAGAAUCAAGAAAACCGAAACGACGUCGUCCGGCGGCAGUGUGUUCGUUCUUAACAGUACGUGCUGCACGACACGAGGAGCUCGUGGGAUCGACUGCCCAUGGUAAUGGAGUUUGUUCGAUUUCUCUGAAGCUCGAAAUUACUAAUUAAUUUUAGUUUCUGGUACUGUCUCUUUCUCUCCUUGGUCACGUUUUUACAAUACUACUACUUCUUCUGGUACUGUUAGAAACAGGUCACUCCGUGAAUAGGUGAAUUUUAGAGACAUGAUACUAUAUUACAGUACAAAAAUGUAUGUAAUGUAUAAUAGUGUCCAAAAUCGAAAUCAAUGAUGGUAAUAAUAAUAAUACCAAUAAUAGUUUUGUGGUA
Andrographis paniculata is the source of this 1434-nucleotide messenger RNA. Its product is annotated as protein RGF1 INDUCIBLE TRANSCRIPTION FACTOR 1. Bases 266 to 937 code for a protein of 223 amino acids. NCBI's taxonomy places the organism in Eukaryota, Viridiplantae, Streptophyta, Magnoliopsida, Lamiales, Acanthaceae. The transcript is spliced from 4 exons. The record is from RefSeq and is a predicted model, not a curated record.